Molecule: messenger RNA, 189 nt
Organism: Clunio marinus
Lineage: Eukaryota; Metazoa; Arthropoda; Insecta; Diptera; Chironomidae
Source: the annotation of a GenBank genome assembly
AUGUUCAUGAAAAAUGAAAUUAGAAAAAUUAUACGCAAUGAACACAUCAAGGAAAAUUCUAAAAAGACUUGUCGCUUUAGAGAUUUGUGGUUUUGUUUUUCAAAUGGAUUAACAAAAUUUUCUAAGCAAAAAGAAAAUAUAAUUCUCAGAAUUGUGACAUUGACUCAUAACGAGAUUUCAGUUCCAUAA